Messenger RNA from Macrobrachium nipponense, 621 nucleotides. RefSeq names its product lipase 3-like. NCBI's taxonomy places the organism in Eukaryota, Metazoa, Arthropoda, Malacostraca, Decapoda, Palaemonidae. The transcript is spliced from 3 exons. Bases 65 to 316 code for a protein of 83 amino acids. The record is from RefSeq and is a predicted model, not a curated record.
ACUGCAAACAUGUUUCUUCACAGAUAAGUUCUGUAAAUUCGACUACGGAGAAAUCGGCAAUAUCAUGCACUACGGCCAGAGGGAACCGCCCCUGUACAACCUGGCGAAGGUCACCGCCCCUGUGGGCCUCUUCUGGGGGAACACCGACUGGCUGGCUGACCCUACGGACGUUGCUCGCUUAGCAGCUGACCUACCCAACUUAGUCCUGAAUUACAACGUGCCAAAGGAGGAAUUCAAUCACCUGGACUUUGGAUGGGGAAUCCACGCCAACGAAUAUGUUUACACGAAGGUCUUGGAAUUAUUCGCCGCUUACUAAGGACGAACUUUCUGGAGACAACGAAAGGAACAGAGAAGAAGAAGAAGAAGAAGAAGAAGAAGAAGAAGAAGAAGAAGAAGAACUUUGAUGUCGAAUUAUGUCGAAUUACUGGAAAGUUGACGUUGAGAUAAAAAAAUGACUUUGUAAGAUUUUCUUUCAAUUACUGAAGACUGUCACUGCCAGAUACCGAAUUUCCUUUCGACGACGAAAUAGAAAUAUUUUAUUUUAUUGAUGCUACCAUCACUUUCAACCUUAAAAUUAUUAUACAAAUAGAUAAUGUACAAAUGAAUAAUAAGUGUUAUUAA